Molecule: messenger RNA, 396 nt
Organism: Nymphaea colorata (pocket water lily)
Lineage: Eukaryota; Viridiplantae; Streptophyta; Magnoliopsida; Nymphaeales; Nymphaeaceae
Exons: 1
Coding region: 1-396 (131 amino acids)
Source: RefSeq, a predicted model, not a curated record
AUGGUUGAUCAUCGGACUGGCAACCGUAGGAAUUCUUAUGGAAGAGGGAGAGGAGACCAGAACGGUGCUGGUCACAACAACUAUAACUCAUACAACGGUGGUGGUCAUGGCAACUUAGGCUCAUACAGUGGCGGAUGUGCAAACAAUAGAGGCCAUGGGUAUAAUGGAGGCCACGGUAAUAUUUCUAACUAUAAAAUGCUUGCAGCUGUUACUUACCAAUACUGUGGUCGCAAAGGUCACAACGCUCGUCAGUGUUAUGAUAUUCCAAAAGCUUUUAUGGCUAUGGCUCUCAAUACAGAAUCAACUAAUAGUGUUGCUUCAUCGUCAGCUUCCUCUCCUAAUGUGAUGGACAACAGUCAAGAGUGGUGUCCGGAUACGGGGCAUCCCAUCAUAUGA